GGGGGGGAGCGAUGAAAAGCAUACUAAAUGAGAGGGACUCUCAUACCGAAGCGGGCAGAGGCAACCUCCACAUCCCGUAUCUCCUCUGUGACGAUCACACCUGAUCUGCAGGAGGAGCUGGAGGGCACCUUGAUCCGUGGACAUGCGCGCCCUUCAAGGACGGCACGAAUUUCGCAUCUACCCCCACCCCGCUGCCUCCGCAUCCUUGUGAAUGCUGACAUUUUUGCCCCCUGGAUUCAUUCGGCGGACAAAAUAUUCCAACCAAGAGUGAACGGGGAGGUGUGUGUACACACACACACACACACGAUCCGGCCAGAGAGAGGGAUUGAAGGAGCUGCGGGGGGGCGAGAGACGGACAGACGGAGGAGGUGCGAGAGCGGCGGGUCCCGAUGUCGGGCUUCCAGAGUGAGAGGGGGCGACAGUGAGGAGGGGGAACCUGAGGAACGCGACACGUGCGGUGGCAUUUUGGUCGACGACAGAAAAUACAUUUGGUUACGCGUACAGCUGGGCAGAUGAGGAGGCAUCAGGGACCACCGUUCAGUCCUGGGUGCAAGUGACCCUGCCUGCAAUAGGCGAGAAGUCCCAGGACCAGGGCCAUGAUUGGCUCACCUGGCCCUGGUGGGCGUGCCUUAGUGCCAGGGCCAAAGAUGUGGCGGGCGGUCCUGGCUGCUUCUCUGGUCGCCGUCUUAACUUUGACAUUGCCGGGAAGUAGCCGGGCCUGCCCGCCGCGUUGCGAGUGCUCGGCUCAGCUGAGGUCGGUGUCGUGUCAGCGGCGGCGGCUCACCAACAUCCCCGAAGGCAUCCCCACCGAGACACAACUCCUGGAUCUCAGCAGGAACCGACUCCGAUGGGUGCAGGCCGGCGAUCUGGCUCCGUAUCCCCGGCUGGAGGAGGUGGAUCUCAGCGAGAACCUCAUCGCCACGUUAGAAGCCAACUCCUUCGCCAGUCUGCCCAAUCUUAAAGUGUUGAAGUUGAGGAGCAACCAACUGAAGUUAGUGCCCAUGGGGGCCUUUGCCAAACUGGGCAAUCUGACCAGCCUGGACCUGAGCGACAACAAGAUUGUGAUUCUAUUGGACUACACCUUCCAAGAUCUGAAGAGUCUCAAACACUUGGAAGUGGGAGACAAUGACCUGGUGUAUAUUUCCCACAAGGCAUUCUCAGGGCUACUGGGACUGGAAGACCUCACCAUAGCUCGCUGCAACCUGACGUCCAUCUCAGGGCAGACCCUGUCCUACCUGCGCAGCCUGGUCACCCUGCGCCUCCAUCGCCUCGGCAUCACGGCUCUCGAGGACCAGAACUUCCGAAAGCUCUCAAAUUUGAGAGGUCUAGACAUCGAUCGCUGGCCAUACCUGGAGUACAUCUCGCCUCUUAGUUUCCAGGGUCUCGAUCUCCACUGGCUCACCAUUACCAACACCAACAUCACCUCCGUCCCGUCCGGUUCCUUCAAAAACAUGGUGCAUCUAACCCACCUCAACCUUUCCUACAACCCCAUCGCAACACUGGAACCGUGGGCCUUCAGAGACUUGCUGAGGUUGAAGGAGCUCAUCAUGGUCAGCACAGGUUUGAUGACGGUGGAGCCCCACGCCCUCGGAGGUCUCCGUCAGCUUCGGGUCCUCAACUUCUCAUCCAAUGACCUGCAGACUUUGGAAGAGGGUUCCUUCCACUCUGUUAACAGUCUGGAGACGCUCAGAGUGGACGGGAACCCUCUCAUGUGUGACUGCCGUCUGUUGUGGAUCCUGCAAAGGCGCAAGACCCUCAACUUUGACGGCAGAGUGCCGGUGUGUGCAGGGCCCGCGGGGGUGCAAGGCGUCAGCCUGAGUAGCUUCACUGAUUCCGCGCUCUUUGAUCACUUUACGUGCCAGAAACCUAAAAUACGCAACCGCAAGCUCCAGCAGGUGACUGCUCGAGAGGGCCAGCCGGUGAAUUUCCUCUGCCGCGCUGAAGGAGAACCAGCGCCCGCCAUCAUCUGGAUAUCCCCGCAGCGUCGCCGGAUCACGGCUAAAAGCUCGGGCCGCAUCACCGUUCUCCCGAGCGGCACCUUGGAGAUCCGCUACGCCCAGCUCGCCGACAGCGGGACGUAUAUCUGCAUCGCGAGUAACGCCGGGGGCAACGACACCUACUUUGCUACGCUGACAGUACGCAGUCAGCCACCGGAUGGCGCCUCGGCUUUUUUUCUCAAUCGCUCGCUGUACGGCGGCGAGUUCUUCAACGACACAAACCUGAAUAGCACUCGGGUGUUCCUCAAAUUUACCUUGGACUUGACAACCAUCUUGGUCUCCACGGCAAUGGGUUGCAUCACCUUUCUGGGGGUGGUCCUCUUCUGUUUCCUGCUCUUGUUUGUCUGGAGCCGAGGACGCGGCCAGCGCAAGAACAACUUCACGGUGGAGUACUCCUUCCGCAAAUCCGAGCCCGUCACGGGGAGCUCUUCGGGAGGGACCAGGAAGUUUAAUAUGAAAAUGAUAUGAAACAACGCAGCCAGGGGUCCCUCUGGGGAGGCAUAAGCACGUCUCAAAAACGUGUUUGACACGCGCAAACGCACACAGCCAUUGAAUCGCACCCAAAAAAAAGUUGGAGUUAUGUUGAAACAGGAUUGGAUCUGUAAAAAAAAAUCAAAAAAUCAAAUCAUGCCGUGAGAAAAUACAAAAGUGAUGGAAAUGAAAGUGCCGGGCAUUUUUCAUGCUUUUAUAUCAAUUACAGGAAUUGCAAAAAUCGGCUGAACUAUUAGGACAAGAGUGGUCUCGUUUCUGGUUUCAUUAAUGGGGGAAUUAAAAAACAAAAUCAUCUUAAUGUUUAUUUCAAUUUCCCGUAGCUGCUCUUUUGCAAUUUGAUAAAUGAAAAAAAAAAGACGACUUUUCAUUCAUAGAUUUUUUUUUUUGGGGUUGUUGUUUUUGGACGCCAUGUUUGCGUCAGACUGUCCGUUGUCCACCCCUGACUUCUACACGGGUUAAAUCCUUCAUUAAUGUUACCAUUUGUAAAAUGUACGUAGACCAUCUGAAGCGAUACAAACAACUUUUACAAAGAAUCUUUGAGAUUGACAAAACCAAAAGAGGAUUGGGCUUUCGAUUGCGACAUUAGCUGUGUGAGUUUGGGACGAGCACGCUGGCCAGCGGUUGUCAUGGCGCUCUGUGAAGCAUGUGCGCUUUGACUCCAAGUCAAGCCCCUCUGCGGACGGAACGCCACGGCAACCGAUACGGACCGAUGUAGGAGAGAGUGCGGGCCGACUGGGUCGUUUGCCACAAGUGACUUUGUGGCUCAACGAAAAAGGAUGGAGAGCAUUAAAAGCCAAACGCGUCACCUGCCAAUCGACAGGCGAGCGGUGCUCUUUUGUCCCCCCCUACCCCCCCGCCCCCUCCAGCCUUUGUCCCGGCUCUCUGCUGCGUUGGUGGACAUCUGACCUUCCAAGCGUUGCCAGGGGGGGAACAGCCUGGAUGGUUGGCACCUACUCAGAGGCAGACAGAGGACACGCAGCAGUCGACACACUGACACAUGCGCAAUCGUUCGCACACGAGGAAUGACGACACCUUGCAGUACAUGGACAGAUUUCCCCCCCCCCCUCAGGAAAAGCCAAAUUAUUAUAGUGGGUAUCUGCUCAAAUAUUCCAGCAAUAGUCUUUGUUGAGUCAUGAUGAUGAAAUUCAGUCCCCCCGAGGUAAAGCCGAUGUACAUUUACGCAUGACGAAACCAAGCCAGAGCAAUCGCGGUUGCUUUGAUGAAGUAUUUUAAAAGCCAUGCGGCAAACAGACUUUAAUUAAUGCAGCGAUUAACUUAAUUAAUUAAUCUCCUAGCGCCAUUCAUUAAAUCCAACCAUAAUCGCAUACAGCGGAUGGAAAAAGGUCACGUUUCGAAUGCCAUGUUUGUGUGAUAUGAAUAAUGAGACCAAGGGAAAUUUGUUUAAAAGCUUUUCCGCCUUAAAUAUGACUUGUACGUUUCAAUAGAAAAAAAAAGGUCUGAUUUUAGUGAGGGGGCAAGUAGGAUGAAAAGUGAUCAGGGAACUGCAAGAAUUUCUCGCAAGUACUGGCUGUUUUAUUGACAUACUUUUUAUUUAUUCUUUAUUUUUAUUUCUGUUAUUUGUUACUGCAAUGUUCGUGUGUCAUGUUCUACCAGAGAGAAAUUCCUUGUGCGUUUUUUUUAAUUACAUACUUGGCCAGCACAGACGGUUAUCAUUCUGUCACCUUCGUUCAUUCUUCUGUUAGAAAGCAAAAAAAAAGAAGAAAAAAAAUGUCCGGAAAGGCAAACGAGAGCAUCAGAAUUUCUUUGGCGUUAAUCAGAGACACCUCAAAUGGUGGCAGCUGUGUCCUUGUCCUGACUCUCAUUUAAUGUGACUUUGAAUGUGUUCGCAUCAUUAUGAAUGCAGUCACAUCAUUAGUUAUAUAUAGGGGGAGGGGGGUGCAGACUUGUGCAACCACAUUAUCUCCGGCUUUUCAAUUGAGUCCAUAUUAUAGGUCGUAUAAAUGGUUGGAAAAGUUUUGAAAUGAUUGCUCUUGGUCUACUGAUAUAUAUUUUGGUGAUAUCGCAUAAAACUGGCAUUUGAACGGGGGGGGGGGGGGGCGCGCGCGCCUUCCACAGCCACAGGCACACCACCAAACUCUGUCUGCUCUUUGUCUGUCUCUGUGAUGGCCUGUGUGCAAAUGUCUCUGCCUCUCCUAGCCCAGUGCAUCCCCCCUACCUCCCCCCCCCCCCCCCACCUUCCCCCAUACACCCCACUGGGUCCUCCUUUUGGGAGGGGUCCCUGGCUGGAGACCGUGGAUACAAAUGUAAAUGAAGUUGUGUUAACCUUACCCACAACAUCUGCAUUGUGCAUUGGAAAGUCGUACUGUGCUUUUUGCGAGUAGCUUUUCACGGAGCCGCUCUGUGGUUUCUUUCUGUCGUUCGUCCUCCGGUUUUGAUUUGCUCGUCUUUCGUCAUCCGUGAUGAACCCUUUUCGAUCUCCCGCUUCUUCCGUUGGGGCGGGGGGGCGUUCUGUUCUCAACACAUACCUGAGUUCCCUUGACAGCAAGUUAGGGUUUUGGUGGGCUGAGAUUGGCUGGAAAAAAAUGUUCUAAUCCGUCCAUUUUCAUUUCUGCUAAUCCUGCUGAGGCAUUGAAACCCAAUGUUCAAGUAACAUUGAAAUGAUUUUAGUGGAAGACACUACGCAAGAGAAAACGACAUCCCUCCUUCAGUAAGUUUUUGGCAAAUGAGGCAUUUGUCAUUUUAAAAAUCAGGAAUUAAUUCCGUUUCGACUGCUCAUGGAAACACAAGAAUAUCAACCUAUCCGACGCUUUGCUAUUUAGAAGUCGCCGUACGCUAACCAUCAUGUUUACGGCCAAGUUAAUACGUAACUUGACAUUCACGAAUGAGAAACGGAUCAACUUUCCGUAGUCCAAUUGCCUUCCCGGUGUUAAGAACAGAACUGCCCCGUCAUGGGUAUUUCCUCUUGUUUAUCAAGCCACUCGUGUUUCCAUUCGUCCGUAUUCCUCAGUGAGAAUUAGGCUUAGAAGACACCAGGAAUGUCCCGUAGUGAUCUGCGAUGGUGUUAUUGUUGUGUGCACACGAGUCAUAAUAUAAGAGUAGGUUAAAAGGGUGUGUUUUAUCGUUAUCGUCCUUCUCUGUUUUUCCUCCUCUUUGCCAUCUUCCUCCCUCCCCGGGCAUUUUGGCACCCUCCUCGUUGACGCAUUUCUUCUACGGUUCACAGUAUUAGGCUGGAAUGUGGUUGUGCGGUAGUAGACAAGUGUUCCGUGUGGUUGUUGAGUCAAGUGUCGUCAUGUUAGGAAUAGUGGAUCUUUGGAACGCUAUUAAAGCACUUGUUAGAUGGGUAAAGUUU
Hippocampus zosterae (dwarf seahorse) is the source of this 5799-nucleotide messenger RNA. RefSeq names its product leucine-rich repeat and immunoglobulin-like domain-containing nogo receptor-interacting protein 3. NCBI's taxonomy places the organism in Eukaryota, Metazoa, Chordata, Actinopteri, Syngnathiformes, Syngnathidae. Gene Ontology annotation, molecular function: protein binding. The transcript has 4 exons. The coding region runs from base 597 to 2465 and encodes 622 amino acids. The record is from RefSeq and is a predicted model, not a curated record.